Messenger RNA from Peronospora farinosa, 1332 nucleotides. The record is from the annotation of a GenBank genome assembly. NCBI's taxonomy places the organism in Eukaryota, Oomycota, Peronosporomycetes, Peronosporales, Peronosporaceae.
AUGGAUGAACCGGUAUGGUCGUGCUUCGCAUCACUUCGAGACGAGGCUGCGCGAUCGAAUAAUGAUACACUUCUUGUCAAUCUAUCCGUGGAAGGUCAAUUGAUGCAUCGACGGCGAAUUAGUCGUAAAUGUUCCUUCUUCGACUUGGCGUCGGUGGCGACUGGUUUAGAGAAGCAGCGUGAGCGACUUGAGGUCAUUCUUAAAAUAAUCGAUGGCGAGUUAUCGCUCGAAGAAGUCGAUGCUAUUCGAUAUAGAUUGAAAGUUGGGGAUAUUGUUCGAAUUCGAGGCUUCGUCGAGCGUCUCGAAGGCGGUACUUCGAUCUUGCUUCAUGCGCGUGAUAUUAUAGUCGUUCGAGCGUGGAAGGACGAAAAUCCGGGGGUGACAUUUCUCCCACUACCUACGGUGGUACAUGCGGUGAAAAAACGGCAGCCACUUGAAUACAAAAGGCAAGACAAGAAUAUUGGUGUUAAGGUGGUACAGGCUGGCACCGAGCAAACCGCUAUUGAAAGUACAAGCGAGCGGGUGCACUGCAAGUUUUGGAUUAACUCGAAAACAUGUCAGCACGGUGACAAGUGCGAGCUAUUCCAUGUUAGCGACGCUGAACGGAAGAAUGAGCGCGCCAGAUGGGUAAACGAGAGGUUGCACCUGAAACGCGUUCGUGCCCAUAUCGAUGAAGAUCCAUUAGAUCCACAUGGGAAAACUGGAAAGCAACAACGCGCUCAAGUGUUUGCUGAAUGGCUAGUUGAGACAUUUGGUGCGGGUUUUCUUGCCGAUGGAAAAGGCGUUGUGGAUGUUGCGGGAGGAAGAGGUAGUUUAUCAUUUGAGCUGUGGAACAAGCGGAAGCUGCCCUGCACUCUUGUCGAACCGCGUCCUAUGAAGCUGCUCAAGCAACAGCAUAAAUUUUUGAAGAAGCAGAAGAAGGUACGCGAGCAAUCUGGUGAAACAAAACCAUUUCUCCAUGAGUCGCCUGUUCCACAAGUUAAUGCGCUCUUUAACAUGGACACGUUUUUGGAGAAGACAGAAUAUGUCCAGCUCGUCGAGCAGGCAUCGCUUCUGCUGGGUAUGCACCCCGAUGAAGCCACUGAAUCCAUCUUCGAUGUUGCCAUCAAAUUUAACAAACCUUUCGCGGUAGUUCCUUGCUGUGUGUUUGGCCAGAAGUUUCCCAGUCGUCGACUUGCGGAUGGAAGCAAGGUUUUGUCGUACGAAAACUUGGUCGAAUAUCUCAUUUCCAAACAUCCAGACAUUGAAAAAGCAUUCCUGCCAUUCGAUGGGAAAAACUUGGUGCUGUUUCGGCGGCCCGAGUCUUGCAAGAAUAGGCCUUUAGGUAGCUGA